GAUGGCGCCCUUCAACAUGAGGUGCAAGACGUGUGGGGAGUACAUCUACAAGGGCAAGAAGUUCAACGCCCGCAAGGAGACGGUGCAGAACGAGUCGUACCUGGGGCUGCCCAUCUUCCGCUUCUACAUCAAGUGCACCCGCUGCCUGGCCGAGAUCACCUUCAAGACAGACCCCGAGAACACGGAUUACACCAUGGAACACGGAGCCACUCGCAACUUCCAGGCUGAGAAGCUGCUGGAGGAGGAGGAGAAGAGGCUGCAGAAGGAGAGGGAGGAGGAGGAGCUCAACAACCCCAUGAAGGUCCUGGAGAACAGAACCAAGGACUCCAAGCUGGAGAUGGAGGUUCUGGAGAACCUGCAGGAGCUGAAGGAGCUCAACCAGCGCCAGGCCAACGUGGACUUCGAGGCCAUGCUGAAGCAGUACAAGGAGUACGAGGAGGAGCAGAGGAGGAGGGAGCAGGAGGAGGAUGAGCAGGAGAUGAAGUCCAUGCUGGAGCAGGCACAGAAUCGGCGGCUCCUGGUGGAUUCCGACUCGGACGAGGAGGCAGCGAAACCGCGCCCGAAACCCACGGGCACCAAACCCACCGACAUCCUGCAGGAGGACCCUCAGCCCCAGAGCAAGAAGCUGAAGACGGAGAGCUGGGAGAGGAGCGUGGGCAAACUCAACAGCAAGGCCCAGCUGGCUGGGCUGGUGUCCCUGAGGAAGCAGAAGGCGGAUCCAGCCCUGGAAAACGGGAUGGAGAGCCGAGGCACUGGUACCUGCCCCAGGCUGGGCCCUCAGGGGGGACUCUGGCAGCUCCCAGGGGGGGUGCAGUUUGAGAGCCCCGAGCGCUCCCCCAGCCUGUCCCGGCAGCUGCCACGGCCCCCCCGGGCCCCCCCAGGCACCAGGCCGGGCUGCCCCCCCAGCCCCAGGCACGUGGACACCUCGCUGCCCCUGGAGAAGCAGGCGUGGUACCACGGCCCGAUCGGGCGGGCGGGCGCGGAGACGCUGCUGGCGCUGUGCCGCGAGGGCAGCUUCCUGGUGCGGGACUGCGAGACCAGCCCCGACGAUUACUCACUGUCCCUCCGGAGCAGCCAGGGCUUCGUGCACGUCAAGCUGACGAGGACGCGGGAGCAGCACUUCACCCUGGGCCGGGCGGGCGCCGCCUUCCCCUCGGUGCCCGCGGCCGUGCGACACUACACGGCGCGGGCCCUGCCCGUGCGUGGGGCGCGGCACCUGGCGCUGCUGUACCCCGUGGCCGUGCAGCCCCUGUGA
This is a messenger RNA of Empidonax traillii (willow flycatcher), 1255 nucleotides long. It is a transcript of the gene YJU2, whose product is annotated as YJU2 splicing factor homolog. Gene Ontology annotation, biological process: mRNA splicing, via spliceosome. The coding region runs from base 2 to 1255 and encodes 417 amino acids. NCBI's taxonomy places the organism in Eukaryota, Metazoa, Chordata, Aves, Passeriformes, Tyrannidae. The record is from RefSeq and is a predicted model, not a curated record. The transcript has 9 exons. Gene Ontology annotation, cellular component: U2-type catalytic step 1 spliceosome.